Messenger RNA from Dioscorea cayenensis subsp. rotundata (Guinea yam), 725 nucleotides. RefSeq names its product nascent polypeptide-associated complex subunit beta-like. The record is from RefSeq and is a predicted model, not a curated record. Gene Ontology annotation, cellular component: cytosol; nascent polypeptide-associated complex. The transcript is spliced from 6 exons. Lineage: Eukaryota; Viridiplantae; Streptophyta; Magnoliopsida; Dioscoreales; Dioscoreaceae. The coding region runs from base 73 to 549 and encodes 158 amino acids.
GAUCGAAACCCUAGCGGCCACCAAAACCCUAGCUGGCUCUGCUUCCCUAUUCCCUUCUCUCGAUUUCUCAAGAUGGAUGUUGAGAAACUCAGGAAGAUGGCCGGUGCCGUUCGCACUGGUGGGAAGGGCAGUGUGAGGAGGAAGAAGAAGGCGGUUCACAAGACCACAACAACAGAUGAUAAAAGGCUUCAGAGCACUUUGAAACGAGUUGGCGUAAAUGCUAUCCCUGCUAUUGAGGAGGUCAACUUUUUUAAAGAUGAUUAUGUUAUUCAGUUUUUCAACCCCAAAGUUCAAGCUUCAAUUGGGGCCAAUACCUGGGUUGUCAGCGGUACUCCUCAGACGAAGAAACUUUCGGAUCUGUUGCCUUCUCUCUUGAAUCAACUUGGACCUGAUAAUGCGGACAAUCUUAGGAAGCUCACCGAGCAAUUUCAAAAGCACGCCCAAAGUGCCGGCGCUAUCAAACCAGAGAAUGAGGAUGACGAUGAUGUCCCUGAGCUUGUUGCCGGAGCGACUUUUGAAGGUGUAGCUGAUGAGAAGCCGUCUUCAUGAAGAGAUAAAGAUCUGUAAUCGAUCAAAUUUAGUUUUUGAUUCCUUCUCAGCAUCUUCACCCGCGUUUUUUUUGUGUCCUGUCUGUUUUUGGCGUCCGAGCAGUUCACUUUGCCAAAGUUUCUUGUACACUUCUGAAUUGUUUCCUUAAAUUCACAGGGACUCUCUCUCUCUCUCUC